This is a messenger RNA of Corticium candelabrum, 1194 nucleotides long. Its product is annotated as G-protein coupled receptor Mth-like. NCBI's taxonomy places the organism in Eukaryota, Metazoa, Porifera, Homoscleromorpha, Homosclerophorida, Plakinidae. The coding region runs from base 1 to 1194 and encodes 397 amino acids. The transcript has a single exon. Gene Ontology annotation, biological process: G protein-coupled receptor signaling pathway; cell surface receptor signaling pathway. Gene Ontology annotation, cellular component: membrane. Gene Ontology annotation, molecular function: G protein-coupled receptor activity. The record is from RefSeq and is a predicted model, not a curated record.
AUGUGGCCCCUAGAUGGAUGUCAAACACGUCAUAUCUACGCGAUUGUCACCACCGUGUUUCUCAUUGGAUUUUACCUCCACACAUCACUCCAAAAGGAAUUCGAGAAGGCAGACCUUGCAGAACCAAGCAGCUCUGAUGGCAUUCUCACUAAUGAGAAGAUGUUGUCUCUGGAUGAUUACUCUGACCUUCUGGCACGUCUCUCUAUUGUUGGAUCCAUGGCAUCCAUAAUAGCAUGUAUUGCCAUAUUUGUGACUUACACGUGUUUCAAAUCUCUCCGGUCACUGACUGGACUGUGUCUCAUGAAUAAGACGUUAGUUCUGGGUCUGUCACAUUGCUUCAUGUUGUUGGCAUCCGAUGGCAACCUGUCGCUCAUCCUUCCUUCCAGACAUGCACAGAGCAACAGCACUUGGGCAGACCAUUCCAACAACUGCAAAGUCAUCGCGUUUUCUCUGCACUUCUUGAUCCUUGCCAGAUUUGCUUGGUCGAGUGUCUUGGGCUUGCAAUUUCUGAGGAUAGUAGCGAAGAGAAGAAACAUUGAAAACAAGAAGAAGGAAAGCAGACGAUACACACGAUACUGCAUUUAUGGCUGGCUUCUUCCUGCUGUCGUUUGCAGCAUGUGCCUCAUCAAAGACCUAAAAACUAGUAACGUGUAUGGAAGAGUAACUGGAGAGACAUGCUGGAUUGUCGAUCAGCAAACAAACAUGAUCUUGUUCAUGAUUCCAUUUGAACUAACUCUCACCAUCAAUUUCUACUACUUUAUCAGAUUCAUUGGCACCACUCAUCAACUGCUGCAGUGUGCACGAAAUGAACUACGUACCCAGAAACAAAAAGACUUUGGUUGGGGAUUUGAAGUACGGCUGUUCAUUGGAACAUUCUUUAUGCUCGGACUUACCGGCAUGUUGGAAUAUGUUAUGGCAAUUAACAAGAUCUACCGGCUACAAAAUCUCCUAACUCUCAUCCAAAUCUUCCAAGGACCAACCAUUACCUUUACUUUCCUCCUUCAGAAAGCCGUGACAACCAGAUUUACAAGAGUGAUACGAAACCUCGUCAAAGCCAUACUGACACAAAUGGAUACCAGAGAACUCUCCAGCAGAGAUUCUGUCGAUGACACCUCCAUCUGGCUUACAAACACCAACAAGUAUGCAAACAACAAGAUGUCAGUCAUCAGUGGCACCACAGAAGAUCAAUGCUGA